Molecule: messenger RNA, 3922 nt
Organism: Microcebus murinus (gray mouse lemur)
Lineage: Eukaryota; Metazoa; Chordata; Mammalia; Primates; Cheirogaleidae
Gene: ABCG1
Product: ATP binding cassette subfamily G member 1
Biological process (GO): cholesterol homeostasis; transmembrane transport; cholesterol efflux
Cellular component (GO): plasma membrane
Molecular function (GO): ATP hydrolysis activity; ABC-type sterol transporter activity; ATP binding
Source: RefSeq, a predicted model, not a curated record
CCCGAGCCGAGCCGAGCCGAGCCCCAGAGAGCGAGCGCAGCCCGGCCCGCAGCCCGCAGCCCCGUCCCCGCCGCCGCCGCCGCCCCCGGGGCAUGGCCUGUCUGAUGGCCGCUUUCUCGGUCGGCACCGCCAUGAAUGCCAGCAGCUACUCUGCAGUGAUGACGGAGCCCAAGUCCGUGUGCGUGUCCGUGGACGAGGUGGUCUCCAGCAGCGUGGGCGCCACCGAGACGGACCUGCUGAACGGACACCUGAAGAAGGUGGACAACAGCCUCACGGAGGCCCAGCGCUUCUCCUCCUUGCCCCGGAGGGCGGCCGUGAACAUCGAAUUCAAGGACCUUUCCUACUCGGUUCCCGAGGGACCCUGGUGGAGGAAGAAAGGAUACAAGACCCUUCUGAAAGGAAUCUCCGGGAAAUUCAGCAGUGGCGAGCUGGUGGCCAUCAUGGGGCCCUCCGGGGCUGGGAAGUCCACGCUCAUGAACAUCCUGGCCGGGUACAGGGAGACGGGCAUGAAGGGGGCCGUGCUCAUCAACGGCUUGCCCCGGGACCUGCGCUGCUUCCGGAAGGUGUCCUGCUACAUCAUGCAGGACGACAUGCUGCUGCCGCACCUCACUGUGCAGGAGGCCAUGAUGGUGUCAGCACAUCUGAAGCUUCAGGAGAAGGACGAAGGCAGAAGGGAGAUGGUCAAGGAGAUCCUGACGGCGCUGGGUUUGCUGUCCUGCGCCAACACGCGGACCGGGAGCCUGUCGGGUGGCCAGCGGAAGCGGCUGGCCAUCGCGCUGGAGCUGGUGAACAACCCCCCGGUCAUGUUCUUUGACGAGCCCACCAGUGGCCUGGACAGCUCCUCCUGCUUCCAGGUGGUCUCCCUGAUGAAAGGGCUGGCUCAGGGGGGCAGGUCCAUCAUCUGCACCAUCCACCAGCCCAGCGCCAAGCUCUUCGAGCUGUUCGACCAGCUUUACGUCCUAAGUCAAGGACAAUGUGUGUACCGGGGGAAAGUCUCAAAUCUCGUGCCGUAUCUGCGGGAUCUGGGUCUGAACUGCCCGACCUACCACAACCCGGCGGAUUUCGUCAUGGAGGUGGCGUCCGGCGAGUACGGGGACCAGAAUGGCCGCCUGGUGAGAGCAGUCCGGGAGGGCCUGUGUGACUCCGCCUACAAGAAGGAGCUCGGGGGCGAUGACGAGGUGACCCCUUUUCUUUGGCACCGGCCCUCUGAAGAGGUAAAGCAGACAAAGCGCGUGAAGGGGUUGAGAAAGGACUCCGCCUCCGUGGAAGGCUGUCACAGCUUCUCUGCCAGCUGCCUGACGCAGUUCUGCAUCCUCUUCCGACGCACCUUCCUCAGCAUCGCGCGAGACUCGGUCCUGACGCACCUGCGCAUCACUUCGCACAUCGGGAUCGGCCUCCUCAUCGGCCUGCUCUACCUGGGCAUCGGGAACGAAGCCAAGAAGGUGCUGAGCAACUCCGGCUUCCUCUUCUUCUCCAUGCUGUUCCUCAUGUUCGCCGCCCUCAUGCCCACCGUUCUGACGUUUCCCCUGGAGAUGGGGGUGUUUCUGCGGGAACACCUGAACUACUGGUACAGCCUGAAGGCCUACUACCUGGCCAAGACCAUGGCCGACGUGCCCUUCCAGAUCAUGUUCCCGGUGGCCUACUGCAGCAUCGUGUACUGGAUGACGGCGCAGCCCUCCGACGCCGUGCGCUUCGUCCUGUUCGCCGCCCUGGGCACCAUGACCUCCCUGGUGGCCCAGUCCCUGGGCCUGCUGAUCGGCGCCGCCUCCACGUCCCUGCAGGUGGCGACGUUCGUGGGCCCCGUGACGGCCAUCCCUGUACUCCUCUUCUCGGGAUUCUUCGUGAGCUUCGACACCAUCCCCACGUACCUGCAGUGGAUGUCCUACAUCUCCUACGUCAGGUACGGCUUCGAAGGCGUCAUCCUGUCCAUCUACGGGCUGGACCGGGAGGACCUGCACUGCGACUCGGAGGAGACGUGCCACUUCCAGAAGUCGGAGGCCAUCCUGAGGGCGCUGGACGUGGAGAACGCCCAGCUCUACCUGGACUUCGUCGUGCUGGGCAUCUUCUUCGUCUGCCUGCGCCUCAUCGCCUACCUGGUGCUCAGGUACAAGAUCCGGGCGGAGAGGUAAAGCGCCCGGCGCCCGGCGAGAGGAAGAGCGGGCAUCGUGGCCAAGGGCACACUCCUAGAGUCGCGGCGAGGCCGUGCCCGGUGACACGGAGACUAUUGCGACCCAACCCCAGGAACCCGGUCGGUGUGUGGGUGGCUGGGGCCCACCCUCUCCACCCAGCUGGGCUGGGUCCUCCCGCAUCCCCUUUCUAGCUGUAACUAGGAAGACGUAGGAAGGUUGGGGGUUUUUUUACGUGCAGAAUUGAAAAUGCCACCACUGGGCGGAGCUUAAAACUGCGUCACAGCCGGUGACGGGAGGCUUCCCCGGCAAAAACUUCUUCACCGUUCGUCCUGGACGGUGGAGGGCAGCCAACUUCUCAGCUGGUCCCGGCGCAGCGAGAUGUCUUGGGAGAGAAAGUCCCGGCACGAGUGGAUUCCAUCUUACGACUGUUGUUUUUCAUAGUUUCGUCUUUCUAAGGUCUGUCUCUUUCCAAUGAGAGGUCGUUUUCCAAGCCAAAAGUCUUUAAAUUUCAUUCAUUUUAAGAAAUUGUACCUUGUUAGUGCUUGCUGAAGAAUUGUUCGGGACGAAUAACAUGCUUUGUUCAGAGGUUUAAAGGGUCUAACCUGGUCACGGAGCUGGUCCCAGUACAGACAGAGCCUGUGAAAGAUUCCACGCGGUCUCCAGGCUGAGGGAGAACUUUGGCACCGUCUGCACGCGGCCCUGCAGACGUUUUUUUAAAGUUAUGCAAAGAGUUGUUAGGAAGAAAUUGGCUAACUCUUCCCAAGUCUUUUAUUUUCCACGUGCUUUUGAUUUUAAGCAAAAUAUAUCGUUUCUUUCUAACUUUCUGACCACCUUAAUUUUGCCUAAGAAAUUUCUAGAUCAACUGUGUUGACCUUUAAAAAGCAAUUUCCCUUCCCUCCUGUGUCACAUCAACUACCUCCACGGAGCCUGGAAGAGCUGGGCCUCGGGGAAUCUCAGGCGUGGCCCUGAGGUUUGGGUCCGCGCAUGCGGCCGGCCCGUGACGGGCGAGCUCAGGGCAGGGGAGAGGGGAGGACGCCGCCACCUGGCGCUGGCACGCAAGAGCUUUGCGUGCAGUCGGCGAAGACUUCAGCGCGCGGAGGCGUCUGUGACUUGCCCGAGCAAUGCGUGUAGAGCUAUGGGGGAUGUCGUCUCCCACGUCUGGUUUCUGUGACCGCUCAGCUACACCACCUCGUCCACGCUGGGCCUGUGCAGACUCCAUGUACUGGGAGCCCUUGUUCCCGCUGACAUAGCCACACGGUACAGUCCCAGGGCUGGAGCAGUGGGCGUGCCUGCAGGGCAGGCGGCCUUUGAACUCACAGCGGGGCUGCCCUGCGCUUGCCAGGUGCCUGAGGCGGUUUGAGGAUCAAAGGUGAUUCUGGCCAAAGAAGUCCCUCGUUAGGAAAGUGCAAUUGCCUCCUCCUUCUAGAAUGUCGUUGUCCUGGAAUCAGGGUCUCCCAGCGAAAGAGCUCCGAGCUGGUCCCCAGGACGGAGCAGGAGCAUUGCAUUUUUGUGGGCAAGUCCAUGAACCUUUCUGAGCCGCAGUUUGUCAUCUGCAGACGGUGACCCUGCGUGGUGCUCGAGGCCGUCCUCAGCUCUGGCAGGCUGUGAGGCUCCUUGCUUCUGUCCCCGAAGCUCUUGCUUCCUGCUUUGAGGGAAUGAAAAGGUCUGGGUUUUACUUACACGUGGAUUUAGUUUGCAGAUGCUUAGAGAUUCCUUUUUCACUCCCAGACCUUUAUUAGUACACACAAGUGAGAUAUAUAGUAAAAUGCAAUUUUGAGUUUGUUUGUGCUCCA